GAACCAUCAUCUGUUGGUUGUUUCCCCAGGUGGAGGCGGACGAGUCACUGAAGGAGCAAAUCAAAAUGGCGAGCCAAGAGGAGUCUGUGAGGGAGUUCGUAGCUGUUACUGAUGUGGAUGAGGAAAGGGCCCGGUUUUUCCUGGAGUCCGCCGGCUGGAAUUUGCAGCUUGCACUCGCCAGUUUCUUUGAGGAUGGAGCCGAUGACGACAUAGUGACUCUUCCUCAACCUGAGGGAGGCUCCUCGGUGUCCCGGUCUGCUGGGCCAAGCACUCAGCCCAGAGUCACAUCCUUCAGAGAUCUGAUGCAUGAGGCAGAGGAGGAGAGUGAUGAGGAGGAAGGCCAAAGGUUUUUUGCGGGGGGAUCAGAGCGCAGUGGGCAACAGAUUGUUGGGCCUCCCAAGAAGAAGAGUCCCAAUGAAGUGGUGGAGGAUUUGUUCAAGGGGGCAAGGGAACAUGGGGCUGUGCCCCUGGACCGGCCUGGGAGAGGGCCAGGAGAGCACAGCAAAGCCAAGGCCUUCAUCGGCGGAGGCUACAAGCUAGGCGCCGCUCCUGAGGAGCAGUCAGCCUAUGUGGCUGGAGAGAAGCGUGGCUCCAAAAGCCAGCAGGAUGUACACGUGGUGCUGAAGCUGUGGAAGACGGGGUUCAGUCUGGAUAAUGGUGAGCUCAGAAACUACAGCGAUCCUGGAAAUGCCAACUUCCUUGAGGCAAUCAGAAGGGGGGAGAUUCCCCUCGAGCUGAGGCAGCGUUCUCGAGGGGGCCAGGUCAACCUAGACAUGGAGGACCACAGGGACGAGGACUUCUCCAAACCCAAGGUGGCCUUCAGGGCCUUUGGAGGGGAAGGACAGAAGUUGGGAAGUGCCACCCCAGAGUUGGUUUCCGCUCCGGCCACCUCUCAGCAAGACCAGGCAGCAAGUGAGGCCCAAGCCAGCACCACUGUGUCCCUCGACUCCUCCCAGCCGGUCACCAACAUUCAAAUCCGCCUGGCUGAUGGGAGCAGGCUGGUCCAAAGGUUCAACCAUACCCACAGGGUGUCUGACCUGCGCCAGUUUGUGGUGGGGGCCCGGCCUGCCAUGGCUGCCAGAGAGUUUGUCCUCAUGACUACCUUCCCCAACAAGGAGCUGUCGGACGAGAGCCAGACGCUGGAGCAGGCCAACCUCCUCAACGCCGUCAUUGUCCAGCGGCUAAAUUAAGGGGGGGAGAGUGGUUAAUCAGCCUUCCCCGUGGCGUGGCUGAGUAACUGCAGCCCUGUGAAACCUGCUGCCCCUUCCGAGGGAGGAGAAAACACAGACUUAUGUAUGGACUUCUAAUUUCUGAUUUUUGUUUUUCUAAAGUGAAACAUAACAUUCUGCUCCACAGACCCUUUCCCUCCCCCCCCCCCCCUUCUCUCUCAACCUCCCCCCCCCCCUCUGUGGUCUCUGAAGGGCGCUAAUGAGGGGGAAACUAAAGGCUUAUAAAUGCUGUUUAACUGUGGUUUUGAUGGGGGAAGUGUUUACCUGACAGCAGUAGAUGGUUUAACCCCCACAACACGGCAGCAGUCCAGCUUUCUGCAGAGCAGCUUGGUUGCACAGAUGUUCAUUAAGCUGGCUCUUUUUUUCCUUCUUAAACUUGCUCCCUACUUUUCCUCUUUUAUUAACCUUUAUUCAGCCCUUCAGCUUUGUUUACCAUCAGGUGCUGGGGCCUCACUAGAACCAUGUAGCGGCACACUCCCAGUUUGUUUGUCUUAACAGCACAAACUAGAACCACAUAAGGAAUACUAGUCUUACUAAGGUAAACGUACACGUUGAUAAUGCAGUUGUGUACACGGAGAGAGAGUGUACUAGUGUAAGAAAACACUGAGGGGAUUUUUCUCCGACCAACCUAUACCAGUAGCCUUAUGCUCCUUUUCACCUCAAGAACCAACCCUGUCCCUUUGUCCAAAUGAAGAUGGAAUUAUUUUUUUAAACUGCCUUUCCCCUUCUACCUUCUUUUCUUUUACAGACUGUAGGAUUGUCCCAGUUAGACAGUGGCAUUUUGAUAUUGUGUAACAUGAAAACAGUUACACAUAGCUUUAUUGUUUAACCAACGGUUGAGCAAAAGGACUUUAUAGAUUGUAAACACUGGCUUGUAAAAGUGAAAGUUGAAUUCCUACACACUGACAUAUUCUAUGCAUCCUGGGGCAACACAGAAAUAUGUUUGGCCAUCUGGUAAAAUAAAUCCAUUUUAAGGUUGAUGUAUAAAGAA
Perca fluviatilis (European perch) is the source of this 2220-nucleotide messenger RNA. RefSeq names its product NSFL1 (p97) cofactor (p47) (gene nsfl1c). Gene Ontology annotation, molecular function: ubiquitin binding. The record is from RefSeq and is a predicted model, not a curated record. The transcript has 9 exons. Lineage: Eukaryota; Metazoa; Chordata; Actinopteri; Perciformes; Percidae. Gene Ontology annotation, cellular component: cytosol; nucleus. Gene Ontology annotation, biological process: proteasome-mediated ubiquitin-dependent protein catabolic process; membrane fusion; Golgi organization. Bases 66 to 1190 code for a protein of 374 amino acids.